Aegilops tauschii subsp. strangulata is the source of this 1711-nucleotide messenger RNA. Its product is annotated as putative AP2/ERF and B3 domain-containing protein Os01g0140700. Gene Ontology annotation, molecular function: DNA-binding transcription factor activity; DNA binding. The record is from RefSeq and is a predicted model, not a curated record. Gene Ontology annotation, biological process: regulation of DNA-templated transcription. Lineage: Eukaryota; Viridiplantae; Streptophyta; Magnoliopsida; Poales; Poaceae.
UUUUGCGAAAGACGGCUAUCAAUAGCUGACUGAGAGAUAACAAUCUCCAAAGUAUUUAUUGCGUGAAUUUUAAUUUUAACACGAUGGCCUUUAGCAUCAUAAUUUUCACUCUUCAUAGGAUUUUUGAUAUUUUUUAGCUAAUUAUGAUGGAUUAGUAUCCUUGUUGCGAAAGAACACCUCAUGAUCCCUUUGUCGUUACAUAUGGCGGUGUGCGUGUACAUAUAUUCAUGGACAAAGAUUUUUAAUAUGGAUUGGCAAAAGUGCAAUUUAAGUUAAUGACCAGAUUCUCACAAGUUACAAGCACAUCUACGGCCAAAACAUAAUAAUGACAACCCUAGUGCCAAAAGUUCACUAGAAGCCAACAACACAUGUGUAUGUAGCAUAAAAUAACAGCUUUUAGCAGCGUGAUGCUGCAAAGCAUACAUAAGCGCCAACAUAAACACAAUUACACACUAAUCGAUCCAGCGCAAGUGUAAAAUUGGAAGCAACGAUGCACCAAUCUCCAUAUAUACACAAGAAAUCACCAACUAUGCACGUACAAUAAUCCCCACGAUGGCAUCUGGCAAGGCGACAAAGCCCGGGAUGGAGGACGACAACGACAUGGAGUACUCGUCCGCGGAAUCGGGGGCCGAGGACUCGGCGGCGGAGUCGUCGUCGCCGGUGCUGGCGCCUCCCCGGGCGGCUCCAUCGUCGCGGUUCAAGGGCGUCGUGCCGCAGCCCAACGGGCGGUGGGGCGCGCAGAUCUACGAGAAGCACUCGCGGGUGUGGCUCGGUACGUUCCCCGACGAGGACGCCGCCGCGCGCGCCUACGACGUGGCCGCGCUCCGCUUCCGCGGCCCGGACGCCGUCAUCAACUACCAGCGCCCGCCGGCGGCGGAGGAGGCCGGCUCUUCGUCGUCCAGGAGCGAGCUCGAUCCCGAGCUUGGCUUCCUCGCCGACCACUCCAAGGCCGAGAUCGUCGACAUGCUCCGGAAGCACACCUACGACGACGAGCUCCGGCAGGGCCUACGCCGCGGGCGCGGGCGCGCGCAGCCGACGCCGGCGUGGGCGCGAGAGCUUCUCUUCGAGAAGGCCGUGACCCCGAGCGACGUCGGCAAGCUCAACCGCCUCGUGGUGCCGAAGCAGCACGCCGAGAAGCACUUCCCUCCGACCACUGCCGCGGCCACCGGCAGCAACGGCAAGGGCGUGCUGCUCAACUUCGAGGACGGCGAAGGGAAGGUGUGGCGCUUCCGGUACUCGUACUGGAACAGCAGCCAGAGCUACGUGCUCACCAAGGGCUGGAGCCGCUUCGUCAAGGAGACGGGCCUCCGCGCCGGCGACACCGUGGCGUUCUACCGGUCGGCAUAUGGGAAUGACACGGAGGAUCAGCUCUUCAUCGACUACAAAAAGAUGAACAAGAAUGACGGCGCUGCCGACGCGGCGGUUUCAGAUGAGAAUGAAACCGGUCAUGUCGCUGUCAAGCUCUUCGGCGUUGACAUUGCCGGAGGGAUGGCGGGAUCAUCAGGUGGCUGAAGGGCACGGCCGAUCGGUGCUCUCCAACACGAAGAAGGAACGAAGAACGAGAGAACAUGAACAAGAGAGCUGUUAAAAGUAGGGUAAAAUAAUAGUAGCUGUGUUUGCCAUUGUGUGUGUGUUGUUUAAUCAGCUGUGACCCUUCAUCUAUAGUAUAUGACAACCUGUUUGAUAACCACUUGGGCAGGGGAAUGAGAAU